Messenger RNA from Armigeres subalbatus, 1146 nucleotides. RefSeq lists its product as uncharacterized. Lineage: Eukaryota; Metazoa; Arthropoda; Insecta; Diptera; Culicidae. The transcript has a single exon. Bases 1 to 1146 code for a protein of 381 amino acids. The record is from RefSeq and is a predicted model, not a curated record.
AUGCAAUGGCUUGCAUUCCACGACACCUUCCUGGCGCUCAUUCACUCUAAUCCGGAUGUGCCGGAUAUACAGAAAUUCCACUAUCUGCGAGCAGCUGUUAAGGGGGAAGCUGCUCAACUGAUCGAAUCCAUUGGUAUUAGUUCGGCAAACUACAAUUUGGCUUGGAUGACGUUGGAGAAUCGGUAUUCCAACGACUACCUUCUGAAGAAGCGACACCUACAGGCACUCUUCGACGUCCCAUGUAUGAAGAGGGAGUCCGCUGCGUCGCUGCAUAGUUUGGUGGACGAGUUCGAGCGGCAUACGAAGAUUCUACGUCAAUUGGGAGAGCCAACUGAUUCGUGGAGCACCAUUUUGGAACAUUUGCUGUGCACCCGUCUACACAAUGACACAAUUAAGGCUUGGGAGGACCAUGCAUCCACGGUGAAUGACCCGAACUACGGUUGUCUCAUCGAUUUUCUUCAACGACGAACGCGAGUUUUGGAAUCUAUAUCCGUAAACCAUCAUGUAUCGGAAUCGGCCUCGAAUUCUACGGUUUCGACUCAUCCCCAAAGGAAGAAAAAUUACCAUUCCCAGCUCCGGUUUUCUUCGUGUGCAACGAUUACGAACAUUGAGGAAAAAUGCAUCGUUUGUGGUCAGUCACAUCUUGUGAUAAGGUGCCCGAAGUUCAAUCGUCUUUCGCAGAACGAGCGCCAACAGCUUCUGAGCUCGAAGCGCUUGUGCCACAAUUGUUUGAAGGGGGACCACUUCGUUCGUAACUGUUCAUCUACCUUCACGUGCCGAAGAUGCAACAAACGGCAUCACACGCUUCUUCACCCUGAACAUUCCGUAAGCACACGAAGAACCACCAAUCAUAGCCCGUUACCUUGUCCGGCGGUACCCAUUUCCUCUGCCGCGCCUAAUGUUCCACCUACUGUAGAACCGCCUACGCAAUCAUUGGUUGCUGCAUCAGUACCAGUCCCAGUUAACGAAAUCAGUACCGCUCUACAACACCCUCGGGAAAAUGUGUUCCUGCUCACCGUUAUUGUAAAGAUCACCGACGCUUAUGGUAUAGAUCAUCUUGUUCGCGCACUUCUGGAUAGUGCCUCACAGCCAAACUUAAUCUCGGAUCGGAUGGCGAAGAUUCAACGCUUGUGGAGGUUGAUGUAA